Molecule: messenger RNA, 12417 nt
Organism: Bufo gargarizans (Asiatic toad)
Lineage: Eukaryota; Metazoa; Chordata; Amphibia; Anura; Bufonidae
Product: oocyte zinc finger protein XlCOF7.1-like
Exons: 5
Coding region: 5062-7173 (703 amino acids)
Biological process (GO): regulation of cytokine production; regulation of immune system process; negative regulation of transcription by RNA polymerase II
Source: RefSeq, a predicted model, not a curated record
UUUCCUGUCCUCCGGAUGGGAGAUCCUGAGAAGGGGCAGCGGAGGUCCGCUGCCGAAGACAUACCUUAGCACCAUCUGCCGCUGGGGGAGGGUCUGGGCCGAUUGCUGUACGGAGACCUUUUCCCUGGGGAGCGGUAGUUCUGUGGCCGUGCCGGAAGCCGCUCCCCGCAAGUCUGCCUCCUCCUUCUGCGCUACUGUCCGGUCCUGCGGGGAGCCGCUUUGGCCGUGUUCAGGCGGCUUCUCACUCUUGUCCCGGGGUGAGGGCCGCCGCCAGUACUAAGAAUGGUGGCUGCGUGCAUCAAGAGCUUUUGCGUAUGCGCGCGGCCGCUCUUGGGCGCAUUUUGAUGAUGUCGGGGGCGGAGCCUUCAGGGACCGCAGAAUACCGGAAGUAGGAGCCGAGGCGUGUUUUUUCAAAUAUAAAAGCGGCUGCAGAAGCAGGCAGCCGGCGUAGAAGGCACACAGUGUUUGUGCUGAAGAGGUUCCCAGCUUUGGCAGUGUGAUGGAUCCUGUGGAUGGACGCGCUGAACCCCUGGAACCCUUGAGGCCCGGUAACGGUCCUAAGGAGUGCGGAAGGAAAAGUUUCUCCGCUAUGGGUAAGAACGUUCUUUUCCUUACUAAUGGUAUAUUAUUUGAUUGUUGUAGACCUCAAAGCCGCCAAGAAAGUCUUCUAGCAAGACCAAGCACAAGGAAUGUGCAGGAUGUAAAGUGGCCCUGUCCGUUCAUACCUUAAACCUUUAUGUUCUACAUGCAUAGAUAAGCUUGUGGCGGAAGAGUCCCAGAGUUUGACCAGCUCCAUGAAAUGUUUGAUUAGAUCAGAAGUGAAGGCUUCACUUAAAGCAUUCAGUAAAGGCCGUACCAGGUCCCCGGAUAGGUCCUCAGAAUAUGAAAGGGGGGAAUUUGACUCUUCUGAUACCGAAGAUAAAGAAUCAGGACAGUUGUUUUCCAGCGACUCUGAUUCAUCGGAUGACGAAUAUUCAGGAAGAUCCUUUUUCCCCCCCUGAGUAUACACAGCCAUUACUGAAAGCUGUAAGAUCCACUAUGCAGCUAGAAGAUAUCAAACAGUCUAGAUCUGCUGCGGAUCAAGCCUUCCAAGCGCUAGGCCCCCCAAAACAUAGGGUUUUUACUAUGCACAAAAAUGUACAGGGCUUUAUCAAAAAAGAGUGGAAAAAUCCUGACAGGAAGUUUUUUAUUCCCACCUCAGUAAAAAGAAAGUACCCGUAUGAUGAAGAGGUAUCCUCAAUAUGGGAUAAGGCUCCUACAGUGGACGCCCCGGUCGCCAAAAUACUGUAGCUAAAAAAGCAGCACUUCCAUUUGAUGAUCUAGGUUGUCUGUCUGAUCCUCUAGAUAAAAAGGCCGAUAUUUUUUUAAAAUGUGCCUGGCAAACAUCAGCCACUUGUCUCAGACCUGCUAUCGCAGCUACCUGGGUGUCCAGGUCCCUCUGUCUCUGGUUGGACCAGCUAGAGAUUCAUCUGGAAGAAAAGAAACCUAGGGAAGAAAUCCUGGCCUCAUUACCUACAUUCUCUAAGGCGGCGGAUUUCUUAACGGAUGCUUCUACCGAUGUUAUCCGUUUCGCUGCCAAAUCCUCGGCCAUGACUAAUGCCGCUAGAAGAGCCAUUUGGCUCAAGUCAUGGAAAGGGGAUCAAGGUUCUAAAGCCAGACUCUGCGCCCUUCCAUGUGAAGGGAACAGACUUUUUGGAUCUUGUCUGGAUGAAAUAUUAGAGAAAGCUUCAGACAAGAAGAAGGGAUUUCCUACUUCUCAGAGGAAUCCCUUCUUUCGUAAACCCCAGCAGAGUUUUAGAAGACAGAUGGGCAAACCUUAUAAUAAAAAGGAAAGAGACAGGUUUCAGAAAAGAUCAGGUGGAUUCCUCUUUAUGACACAGGAUAAUACCCUGAAAGGGAGACAACAAUAAUGCCAGACUCCAGUUUGGGGGAAGGUUGGCUUACUUUUUCCCGGCUUGGACAGGGAUUACCCAGAACAAGUGGGUCCUGGGGGGAUCAGGAAGGGAUUCCGAUUGGAGUUCCUGUGUUAUCCUCAAGACUCUUUCACCUGCCCUCCCUUUCCCAGAGACUACCAAAAGUCCAAGGUGCUGGAAUCGGAAGUCCGUUUACUAUUAGACAAAGGUGUAGUCUGCCAGGUACCCAAGAGGGAGGAAGGCAAGGGGUUUUACUCCCCUCUAUUUUUGAUCAAGAAACCCAAUGGAUCCUUUCGCAUGAUAUUGAACUUAAAAAAGUUAAACAAGUUCUUAAAAUACAAAAGGUUUCAUAUGGAGACAAUAAAAACGACCCUAGAUCUAUUGUUCAAAGACUGCUGGAUGGCGAGCAUAGAUCUAGAGGAUGCUUAUUGCCAUAUCCCAAUUCAUGCUUCCUCCCCAAAAAUGUUUAGAACAGCAGUCUACAUGCAUGGUAAGCUUCUGCAUUUACAAUACAGGGCACUCCCCUUCGGGGUAUCACAGGCCCGAGAAUUUUUGCAGAAGUGGUGGCGGAGAUGGUGGUGUUGAUACCCUAUCUGGACGACUUUUUGUUCAUUGCCCACACAGAAGACCAAUUACAGAAAGAUCUACUGUAGUUCUGGUAUGUUCCCUGUUAAAAGAUCUCUGGUGGAAGAUAAAUCGUGCAAAAUCUUGUUUAACCCCAUCUCAGAAUUGUACCUUUUUAGGAAUGCAGCUAGACUCCAAGUCCCAGAAGACAAUUCUCCCUCAAAGAAAAGUCUCUUCCACCAUAGAGCAUGUUUGGGACCUGUUUCGUUCCUUCCAGUGUUCUUUCAGACAAGCAAUGAUGGUACUGGGUCAUUUCCGGCUGUACCCUUCGCGCAGAUUCAACCUCUCAGUGGAACAGCCUUGGUCUUUUGCAGAUCCCAUGAUGAUAACUACGGACGCCAGUCCCGGGGGCUGGGGUGUACACUCCGAAAAAAGAUACUGGCAAGGAAAGUAGGAAAAUGCACUUCAAACUACAAGGAGCUCAAAGCUGUAGUGAUGGCCCUAAAGAUUGCAAUUCCGGAAGUCUCAAACAGAAAACUUGUCUUCUACUCAGACACCUCAACGACAGUGGCUUAUAUAAAUCGCCAGGGCGGAAGAAGAGUACCAUCCCUUCUCUCCCUCUGCCAGGAGAUUUUUCAGGUAGCAGAAGAGAGGAACCUCUUUCAAUCCUAAGUCCAUCUAAGGGGGAAAGAGAAUAUUCUAGCCAACUUUCUAAGUCGAGUAAUGCUCAGUCAAGCAGAAUGGAGUCUGAACGAGGAAGUAUUCUCUCAGAUUGUGUCCAGAUUUGGGUCUCCGACAAUAGACCUCUUUAGCUCCCGGAAGAACAGGAAGGUAGAAAGAUUCUUCUCCCUAAAUCGUUCAGAGAAUCUACAGCUAUAGACUGUCUAGCUCAAGACUGGAAUCAGGAAUACGGCUACGCCUUCCCUCCCCUUUCCCUAAUUCCACAAGUCCUGAAAAAAGUGCAGAGGGAAAGAGCCUCCAUAAUAUUAGUAGCCCUAAGAUGGCCCAAGAGAGUGUGGUAUUCAACCCUGAUGAACCUAUCCAGGGAGCCCCCUUGGAACAUUCCUCCAAGGAAAGAUCUUCUCUCCCAGGGCCUGGUCCUACAUCCCCACCCAGAAAUUCUGCAGUUAUCAGUAUGGAAGUUGACAGGGCUAUCUGGUUAGGGAGAGGCCUUUCCGACAGAGUAGUUUUCACCCUUUUAGGCAGCAGGAAGGUUACUACGGCUAGAAAGUAUAAUAGUCUGGAAAACCUUCUCUUCCUUUUUAGGGUACAGUCCAGAUCCGUUUAGCCCUCCAGAAGUCCCUAAGAUCCUGGAUUUCCUACAGGCUGGUCUGGAUAAGGGGCUCAAGGCUUCCACCUUAAAGGUGCAGGUGGCGGCUUUGAGUAACUUUUUUGACUUCCAACUAGCUGUCCACCCUUUGGUUAAGUGUUUUCUAUCUGCAGCAGCUAGACUCCAUCCUUCCCUAAGACCUCUUUCCCCUCCCUGGGAUCUAAAUAGGGUUUUGACAGCACUUACACAGGAGCCCUUUGAACCUCUGUCCGAAGUUUCGAUAGACAUCCUGUCCAUAAAAAUGGCUUUCCUCUUAGCCAUCACCUCCGCUAGGAGGAUAUCAGAGAUCUAAGCCUUUUCGGCUUAUCCUCCUUACACCACUAUUCUGGAGAACCAAGUAGUCAUUAGACCACUUCCAACCUUCUUACCCAAGUAGUCUCUGAUUUUCACAGAAGCCAAGAUGUUGUGCUGCCGUCCUUUUUUCCAAACCCUUCCAACAGUUCAGAACAGAAAUUUUUAACUUCUUAGAUGUUAGAAGAUGUCUGCUGGCCUAUUUAAAAGCCACCUCCCCCUGGAGAAAGGACGAAAAUCUCCUGGUCCAGUUUCUAGGCAAAAGCGAAGGGCGCAAAGUGUCUUCUGGGGUCAUUGCUAGAUGGGUUGAAAAGGCCAUAGUUAAGGCUUAUGUUUCUUUAGGGCUUCCUCCUCCAUCUGGAUUCGGGGCCCAUUCCACUAGAGCAGUCUUGACCCCCUGGGCAGAGAGAGCAGAUGUUUCCCUAGUCCAAAUCUGUAGGGCAGCCACCUGGAGUUCUCCACAUACCUUCCUUAGGCAUUAUAGAUUGCAGCUUCAUUCUGAUGCAUCCUUCGGAGAGAGGGUUCUUCAGGCUGUAGUCCCUCCCUAGGUUCUGAUUUAUAGUUUAUCUCGCAUAGGGUGCUGUCAUGGGUGAGGGGAAAACAACAUUGCUUACCGAUAAUUGUUUUUCUCGAUACCCAUGACGGCACCCUCCAAAAUUCCCUCCAAUAAAAAAAUAAAAUAAAAAUAUAUAAUAUAAAUAUAUAUGUCUAUAUGAGGAAAUAUGGAUAUAUAAGUCGAAGAUUCUAGUACAUAGGUACCGCUUCUCUCUACGGAGAACAAUUUAUUUCUUCCACUGGUGCUUGGUGGGGGUGUGUUUUUUAUCUUCUCAGGUUUCCUGUUCAGAUGGGAGGUCCUGAGUCGCAUAGGGUGCCGUCAUGGGUAUCGAGAAAAACUAUUACCGAUAGAAGUGUGGAUCCAAUGUAUUAUGGUUGUCUGCUGACGAUGAUCAAGCACUUCUGGAAAUGGGGAAACCUCAGAGCCAGCUGAAUGAGAGGAUAUUAAACAUCACCUUGGAAAUCAUCUUCCUGCUGACCGGAGAGGAGUAUGGACCUGUAAAUGAAAAUGUGAUACGCAGCAGUGCCCACCAUGUGUCUGGAGGAUGUAGUAGCACUCAGAAACCCAUCACAGAGCCACCAAUUCACUCACUGAUACAUGAGAAAAACAAUGAACAUCAGAUCCUGGACCUCACCAACAAGAUCAUUGAGCUGCUGACUGGAGAGGUCCCUAUAAGGAGUCAGGAUGUCGCUGUCUAUUUCUCCAUGGAGGAGUGGGAGUAUUUAGAAGAACACAGGGAUCUGUACAGGGAUAUUGUCUUCACUUCCCCGGAUUUGUCUACCGCUACACAUGAACAUGGGGAACUCUGUACACCUGUUUCUUCGCCCUUUUAUUUGAAGAAUGAAAACUGUCUCCUUGCGACCAUACAGGACGUAAGAUGUUCAUCAAUAGGGAAACAAAAUAUGACAAACCAUUGGGACACUGUUGCCAAAAAAGCAAUUUCUUGUGAGGCAAGAUGUCUCCGCAACAACAUUAGUCCACCCACAGGUCAUAUAGAGCAAGCACCACAAAUAAACUACGGUAGUUUACAUACUGAACUUUCUAAAGAGCAUAAAAAUGCUAUUAAUUACAACCAUCCUGAACUUUUAGACCAUACAUAUGCAAUUACUGCACGUUAUAAACCACUAUUACUUGAGGAAAGAAACCCCACAGACACAGACAUUCCUGCACCCACAAAUCAUGCUCAGUUUAAGGAAGAACCAAACUUAUAUGAUGAUGGCAGUGUAACAUACACUGACCUCCACACUCCCAUGGGUCCAAUACAAUAUACAUCUGUCCACAUUAAGGAGGAAUCGAUGUUAUGUGAAGGAAAUACCAUAGAUGGUAUCACAGACCAUAAGCAAAAAUAUCAAUUUACUCAUAUUAAGGAGGAGCCAGCCUCGUGUGAAGUGUCAUAUUUCACAGACAGUAAUUGUUAUACACCCACAGAUCCUACGCAAGCUCUGUUUCAUAUUAAGGAAGAACCAGACUCAUAUGAUGGAGAAUGUCUUGAAAACACAGCCAUUCGCACCCCUAUAUACAAUAUGCACCAAUAUACAUCCCAUCUCCAAGAGCAGCAGCCAUCAGAAAUUGACAUAUACUUACCAACAGACACACAACAUGCAGGUGGUGGCAAGGAUGUCCAUAAAAAACAUGUUCAACAAAAUAAAUUGCGAGACAAGCCAUUUCUAUGCACUGAAUGUGGGAAACGUUUUCUGUGUAAAUCGGGACUGUCCACACAUAAGAAAAUCCACAUGUUUAGGAAACUGCACACUUGCACCGAAUGUGGAAAAUCUUUUCUCAGUCAUUCCUAUCUUGUAAGACAUCAGAAGAUUCAUUCUGGAGAAGAAGCUAAUUCUUGUGAAGACUGUGGUAAGUGUUUUUUGAAAGCAUCAACUCUCAGUGUUCACCAAAAAGUCCACACUAGGAAAGGCCCAUUUUCCUGUACCAGAUGUGGAAAACGUUUUCUCAGGAACUCGAACCUUAGCCGACAUCAGAAAAUUCAUGGACUUGAGAAACCGUUUGCUUGCUCAGAAUGUGACAAGUGGUUUUCUAGCAAAUCUGAACUUGUUGAUCAUCAGAGACAUCACUCGGGAGAAAAAACAUUUUCCUGCCCCACUUGUGGGAAAUCUUUUAUUAAAAUACAGAACCUGUUGAAUCAUCAAAGGUUGCACACUGGGAAGAAUCCAUUUUCUUGUAUCGAGUGUGGAAAGCUCUUUACCAGUAACACCUAUCUUAUACGCCACAUGAAUCUGCAUACAAGGAAGAAGACGUCAUAUCCUUGUCCAACCUGUGGAAAAUAUUUUAACAGCAAUUUAGAUCUCACUAUACAUCAGAGAAUUCACACAGAGGGAAAACCAGGGACAAGUUCUGAAUGGCGAAAAUGUUUCAUCCGUAAGUUAGGCUUUGUUAUACAUCAGCGGAACCAUGCUAAAGAAAAACCUUUCUCAUGUCCCAUAUGUAAAGAGCGGUUUUUAAAGAAAAUACAUUUGUUUCGUCACCAGAAACUUCACAGUGACGAGAAAUCUCUGAACGCAUAGAAAAUUUCUUAUAACAGGAAUGUUAUUUUUCAGGAGAAUCCCACACAGAUGAAUGGAGUGGCAGCAUGCAUGCGUGACGUUUCUCAGUUUAUUUAGGGGACUCCAGUUUCAUGAAUGGGGGUUCCAGUGGAUGGACCCUCCACUGAUCAGGCACUUAUCAUCUGUCCAGUAUAUACUGUAGGUGAUAAAUUAUCAAGGUGGGGCAACCCCAUUAAAUGUAAUUCAGAUGUAUUUAGUUUUCAAAGUAUUUAAUAAAGUGAAAGAAUUAUACAGAUCAAUUUCCCUUCAGAGCAAGAGUUUCUGAGAAACAUGGAGUGGUCAUUGUUACAGCAUUCACAUGACAUUGAUAAGGAAAUACGUCUACAGACUUGGUUCACUAUAGCUUUUUGUGAUGACUACUGGUGCUAUUCAAAGCUGCUUGGAGGAGCAUACACAGCCUGCUUAGUCAGUGUCACUGAUGCAAUCACAUUUAUGGUAUCUGGAAUAUAUUCUUAUUGAGUUGUCAGUAUACAUAGGUUUUGAAUGCUAUUAUGGUUUGACUUACUAUGUACUCUCCUUUGUUUUUGUCCGUUUACGUACAAUUGAAGUCAUAAGUUUACAUACCUUCAUUAAAACUCAGUUUUUUCACAAUUCUUGGUAUUUAAUCUUAGUACACAUUGCCUCUCAUAGGUCAGUUUUCAAGAAUGGGAAAUGUCAGAAUAAUAGUAGGGACAAUGUUUUAUUUCAGCUUUUAUUUCUUCACAUUUCCAGUGGCUCAGAAGUUUACAUACAUGUGAUUAGUAGCACUGCCUUUAAAUUGUCUGUUGGGUUAAAGGUUUUGGGUAGCCUUCCACAAGAUUCUCCCAAUAAGUUGCUUAGUCAGGGUUGUAGGCCUUCAUGUUCACACACACUUUUCUAGUUCUGUCCAUAUAUUUUCUUGUAAAAUUAUUAUUAUUUAUUUUUUUUUUUUUUUUCAUUUUAAAAAGGAUCACAAUUAUAACAUUUGAAUAGAAAUAGUGAAGGAGACAAACUUCCAGGCAUUAAGUACAUAAACAGUUAGCAUAUGUUUCAGUACAGUUUUCCAAUGUCAUUAACAAGGAUCGUAUGUAAAUUAUACGAUUCAAUUAAAAUUGUACUUUCUUUAUCUAUGUAUCACAAAUUGCAAUUACAUACAAUAGCAAAAUAUAGUAUGUUGUGAUGUAAGCUAUACCCGUGUAAAACAAACAAUAAAACAAAAAUUAACUUAACAAAGCAGGAUCAUCUUUUAAUCUGUCAGAGUUGUGAGUUGUAGAAUGUGCUGUCCAUCCAUUUAUCGCAUCUGAGGUGGAAAGUAGGGAUUCUAUUUUGUAUACGGGCAAUGACCAUUUCAAAUGAACAAGUAGUAUUGACAGUCUGCCAGACCUCCUUAAUGUGAGGAGUGUCCUUGGAUUUCCAAUGCCUAGUAAUAUCUAAUUUAGUAGCCAUUGCUAUGUGUGCUAUAAUUGAUUUAGAGUCUUCAGGGAAGUCAUUUAGUCCUAUCAGUAAUAGAGCAAGUUGUGGUGAAAGAGUAAAAUUAAAUCCCAGGACUGAUUUGAGAAGUGUAUUUGUAGCUUCCCAUAAAGGUUUUAUUGCUUUACAUUCCCAAAGGGUGUGAAUUAGUGUUCCUUUUUCUCCACAUUGUCUCCAGCAAGUGUCUGGAGUAUCUGGGAAUAUAAUAUGUAAUUUGCUAGGAGUAUAGUACCAUCUGAGGUACGUUUUAAUCAGGGCCUCUCUAUGGUUAGUGCUAUGGAAGUAUUUAUGGGUGUUUGAGAAUGCAUUGUGCCAUUCUUGUAGGGUUAAUUUCAGUUGGAGUUCCUCUUCCCAUUUCUCAAUGUAUCUAUUAGUAGAGAGAUUUUGGGUUUCAGCCAAUUCGUUAUAGAAUGUCGUUAUACCCUUAGACUUAUUAAACAAUUUAGAGAUCAGAGUCAUGUCUGGUGUUCUUUUCUUCUCUGAUAUUUUAUGUUUAUUAAUAAAGUCUUAUAUUUAAGAAUCUAUAAAAAUCAUCAUCCCCAAGUUUAAAUUUGUUUUUAAAGUUUGAGAAAGAUGUGAGGAUGCCCUCUUCAAAGAAAUCUUGGAGGGAGUUGAUACCUAAAGCCUUCCAAUGUAGUGUUGGAAUAAUGGGAACUAGGUAUUGUAUAAAUUCUAGUGUGGAAUCAACCAUAGGGGAGUAGAGUUUACCUUUCUGCUGUUUGAGAAACCACUUCCACGUUUCAGCCGAAACUUUUACAGCAUUAAUUGGGGGAGGGGAGGAGAAAGUCCCCAGGUGUAUGUCUGGUUCUCAUUGUAGUGAGUCUACAUAGAUCCCUUUCAAUUUGUACCCAUAAUUUACUGGGGUUAUCGGACCACCAGUGUGAGAGUUGGUCAAGCAAUGCUGAAAAAUAAUAAUUUUGAAUAUGAGGAACCCACAAGCCUCCUUUUUUAUGAUAUCUCAUAAUGGUACUAAAUGCAACUCUGGGUUUUUUGUCACCCCAGAUAAAUGACUUAAGUUUAGAAUUAACUGAUGUAAAAAAUAUCUUUGGAAUGUCAAUUGGUAGCGAUCUGAAGAGGUACAAAAGUUUUGGCAGAAGCAACAUUUUAUACGCCGCUAUUCUGCCAAGCCAAGAAAUCAUGUUUUUGGAGAAAUCAGUUAUAUCUUUUUCAACUUCAGUGACUAUUCUAGGAUAGUUUGUUUCAAAGAGUUUAGAGGAAGGAUGUGACACCUGGAUGCUCAAAUAUGAGAUUGUUUUUUUUGCCAAUCUAGUUUGUGAGAGGUUUGGAGAGAAUUCAAAAGAUUUGGGUUUAUAUUCAGUGGUAGGGCCUGAGAUUUAUCCUGGUUGAUUUUGUAUUAGGAAAUUUUACUGAAAGUUAGGGUAGUGUCAAAGAAUGCUUUUAAUGAGGAUUGUGGGUUUGUCAGGGUUAGUAUUAUGUCAUCUGCAAACAAAGCUAAUUUGUAUUCCUGGUGGCCAAUUUCUACCCCUUUGAUAUCUGGUUUCUGUCUAAUUGUAGUUGCUAAAGGUUCCAUUGAUAAUAUAAAGAGCAGAGGUGAGAAAGGACAUCCUUGACGGGUGCCAUUUGUAAUAUUGAAGCUUUCUGAUAUGGAGCUGUUGACAUAAACAUUAGCAGAAGGACUACUAUACAAUGCCUCAAUGCCUGUGUGUAUAUGGCCUAUUAUACCAAAUUCUUCUAAUACUCUAAAAGCAUAUUUCCAGUUAAUACGAUCAAACGCUUUUUCUGCGUCAACAGUCAGAAAGAUAGAUGGAAUUUUGUCUUUUUUCACAGCUUUGAAGUAAUUAAAUGACCCUUCUGGUAUUGUCCGGCUCUUGUCUACCCUUCAGAAAGCCAACUUGGUCUUUAUGUAUCAGUUCUGGUAGUAUAUUUUGAAACCUACUAGCUAUUAUUUUAGCAUAAAUCUUCACGUCCACAUUAAGUAGGGAUAUAGGUCUGUAAUUUUUAACCUCUGAAUUAUCUUUACCAGGUUUGGGAAUGGUUACUAUAGUUGCCCUCAACAUAUCUUUUGGAAAUUUCCCUGUAGUGAAUGCCAAAUUAUAAAUUUUAUGUAGGUAUGGGAGUAGAAUUGCUACAAUUUUUUUUAUAGUACUCAGCAGUAAAGCCAUCAGGGCCUGGGGAUUUCUGAUUAGGGGAUGAGGAUAAAGCUUUAGAUAUCUCUAUUUAGGAGAUUGGGAGAUUCAAAGUAUUGAGUUCUUCUAUUUUAAGUUUUGGUAGAUUAAGUUUUUUCAAGAAGUCUGAAAUUUCUAAUUCAGUAGGAGGAGAAUCCAAAUCAGAAGCUAAAUUGUAUAAUCUUUCAUAGUAAUCCUUAAAUGCAUUGGCAAUCUCUCUCGGAGCUAGUUUAACCUGUUUUGUAGUGGGAUGAACAAUUUUCCUGAUUUGUGAUUUUAGAAUUUUCGCCUUUAAUCUUCUGGCCAGUAGUGCACCUGAUUUGUUAUCAUGAGAGUAAUAAUUAAUCUUGGACUGUCUUAGGGAUUUCUCAUAUUUGUGCAAAAGUAAAUUAUAUAAUUUAAGUCUUUUUUUCUGUAAUUCUGUAGUAAUAUGAUAGGAUGGUUUGGCCUUAUUUUGGAAUUCUAGCUGUUUAAUUGCAUUAAGAGUUUCGUUCAUGUCUUUUUCUCUUUGCUUUUUGAUGUACGAGCCUAAUGACAUAAACAAGCCUCUUAUUUUAGCCUUGUGAGCAUUCCAUACAAUAAAGGGGUCCAUGUCUGGGGUGUCGUUUAUGUCAAAAUAGUCCUUUAGGUCUUUCUCUAUUGAAACUGUAAACUUGUUAUUGGAUAAAAUGUAUGGGUUGACCCUCCACAUAUAGUCAUUGAUCUGGGAGUGUGACCUUGAUAUGUUGAGGUUUAUUGGAGCGUGAUCAGUCCAAGUGAUACAUCCUAUUUCUUUUUUAAGUAUAGCGUCAAUUAGUGGUCUUUCUAUCAAGAAAAAGUCUAUUUUUGAAUAGGAAUUGCAUUUGUGCGAAAAAUGUGUAUAGUCAAAUAGGUUAUAGGUUAUAGUCAAAUAGGUUAUUUUGUUCUACUAAUUUUUGUAAAGCAGAAUCCCUAUAUCUGGCAGUAGAGUUGAGAACUGCAUUGAAGUCACCACCAAGUAUCAAGUGGCCUUUUUUCAUUGAGGUUAUUUUCGUAAUUAAUUUUCUCAUAAAUUUAGUCUGGCCAUUUUUAGGGGCAUAUACGUUAACCAAAGUGAGAAGUUUAUUCUCGACUAAGGCCCAAUAAUAAUGAAUCUCCCUCCAGGGUCAAUAUAUUGGUCCUGGAUUUCUGUAGAAACCGAGUCUCUAAAAGCAAUCAGUACGCCUCUUUUCUUUUUUAUAUAGGUAGAGUAUAUGAUUUAGGAGAAUCUCUUAUUUUGGAUUGUGGGGGUUUUAUCUUUUGAAAUAUGAGUUUCUUGGGCAAACAGGAUGUCACAUUUUUUUAUUUAAAGCCUCUUUCCAUAGCUGAUUCCUUUUAAACAGGGAGUUUAAUCCCCUGACAUUAAUUGAUGUUAUUUUUACCGCCAUUUUGUUACAAUCAGAAAUAGCUUUGUACCUUUUAACCUUCAGAUCGCCACACAAUUCAUAAACAAUGCUAAAUACACCAGUCUUUUCGUCUGCAUGGAUGGUCAAACAAGAAUAAAUGUGGUUAAACAUCAUAACAUUUUGAAGAAGUCCUGCAAAAAGAAUUAAUGAACAAGUAAUUGUUAAAUCAGUAGUAGUAAACAUAAACAACAAAAUAACAAGCCUAGCAUGAAACAAGGCAAAAGAAAGUUGAUGAACCAGUGUCAUCA